AUGCAUUCUGACUCUCACCGCCAUGUGGCACUUUUCGUUCCUUCUUCUCUUCACAGAUACCAUACGACAGACACUCCCAUUCAUCACUCGAUCCCAGCCACAACGUUCUCAUUCCACUUGCUAUCCUCUUCCGCCUCACCCGCUAUCCUCUUCCGCCUCACCUGCCUCUUCCGCUUCACCUCCCUCUUCCGCCUCACCUGCUAUCCUCUUCCGCCUCACCCGCUAUCCUCCUCUUCCGCCUCACCUGUUAUCCUCUUCCGCCUCACCUGUUAUCCUCUUCCGCCUCACCUGCUAUCCUCUUCCGCCUCACCUGACAUCCUCUUCUGCCUCACCCGGUAUCCUCUUCCGCCUCACCUGUUAUCCUCUUCCGCCUCACCUGCUAUCCUCUUCCGCACCCCCAUCCUCUUCCGGGACACUAGGCUAGACUUGUCUUUCUUCAACAAUUUCUCUCUGUCUCUCUCACUGUCUCUCUCUUUCUCUCUCACUCUUUCUCUCUUCCACCCUUUUUAG
Acanthosepion pharaonis is the source of this 510-nucleotide messenger RNA. NCBI's taxonomy places the organism in Eukaryota, Metazoa, Mollusca, Cephalopoda, Sepiida, Sepiidae. The record is from the annotation of a GenBank genome assembly.